Molecule: messenger RNA, 1182 nt
Organism: Neltuma alba
Lineage: Eukaryota; Viridiplantae; Streptophyta; Magnoliopsida; Fabales; Fabaceae
Exons: 5
Coding region: 1-1182 (393 amino acids)
Source: RefSeq, a predicted model, not a curated record
AUGUCAUCCCAAUCCCAACAAGUAUCCGGUAAUGCUCCCUCUACACAAUUUGUGAGAUCGAAGGCUGAUCCUGCAUGGGAACAUUGUGUUCAACCUAUGAUAGAUGCUAUUGCAGCUAUUGGACCUGGUUAUAAAGAGCUAUCUUAUCAUGCUUUUAGAACCAAAUUACUGCAAGAUAUGAAAAAUGAGGUUCAAUUGUUAGUUGAUGAGUAUAGAAGCUUUUGGGCAGAAACUGGUUGCACAAUAAUGGCUGAUGGUUGGCAAGAUCAAAGAAAUAGACAAUUGAUUAAUUUUCUUGUUUACUGUCCUAGAGGGAUUGUGUUCAUUAAGUCUGUUGAUGCCUCAGAUAUUGUGAAGGAUGCCCAAACUCUUUGUAACUUGUUCUUGGAAAUGGUUACAUUUGUUGGCGUGGAUAAUGUGGUUCAUUUAGUAACUGAUAAUGCAGCUAAUUAUAAAGCUGCUAGGAGGUUAUUAACUAACAAGCAUCCUUCUAUGUAUUGGUCUCCAUAUGCUGCCCAUUGCUUAAAUUUAAUUUUAGUAGACAUUGGCAAAAUGGCUAUUGUUACUAGUUUGGCAUCCAGAGCUUCAAAGGUUUCAAAAUUCAUUUACAAUCAUGCAUUUUUGCUUGCCUGGCUGAGGAAAACAGAAGGUUGGAAAGAAAUUAUCCAUCCAAGGCCAACACGAUUUGCUACUACAUUUAUUGCAUUAAAAGGUCUUCUUGAUCACAAGCAUGAUUUACAAGCCCUGAUGAAUGGUGGCGAUAUUUUGGAGGUAGUUGUCCAAAUGGUUGUUAACAAGAACAAAACUUCUAACCCUAUUGAUCAUGAAAGUAUUGAUAAGAUUGAAUAUUGGAUAAUUGAAGAAGUUGAUUCUCCUCCACUUUCAACACUUCGUGCUGAUGAGAUCGAAGAAGACAUCAUUUAUGAUAAUACAACACUACCAAUGCCAAUAGGUUUCAUCAAUGAAGAAGAUAAUUAUGAAGAGAGGGGCAAUGAGGCUCAAGUUAAGGAUGGAUGCUUUGGAAUUAGAGUUGGAGUAGGUGUUGAUUUAGGAUCAUUUUCUCAAGAAGAUAUUGAUAGUCAUAGUGCAAAGGCUGCAGACCCAGAUGCCUUUUUGGAGACUCAUGCUUGGCUUAAUCAAGAUCCUCCAAUAUUUGAUAAGUCAUCAAGUCAUUUGUCUUAG